Molecule: messenger RNA, 1384 nt
Organism: Alternaria alternata
Lineage: Eukaryota; Fungi; Ascomycota; Dothideomycetes; Pleosporales; Pleosporaceae
Exons: 2
Coding region: 128-1384 (418 amino acids)
Source: RefSeq, a predicted model, not a curated record
GACCUGCACACACCAAAAAGAUUUCACUCUUAAUUCUGAAAACCCAAUCUUCUCACUCUGGUAUACCGCCACUUCAGACCACUUGGAAGAUUUCACGGCUGCGUAACACAUCGCACAUACGACCAUCAUGCCUGGCCAGUACCUGCAAGAGGACUGGAAACUUAUCAACGGUGCCACACCUACACUGUGCUUCACCACAGCCAUACUAUACGCCCUCUAUAUUCUCUCUUUCCCACCAAACAGGCGUCUCUACCGCAAACUCUCCAUCUUCAUCCUCGCCUUACCAACAUGGUAUGCAUUCCGAUACUCGGAUCAACUCUGUCCACACUUCUUAGUAAAUGACACAUUUGCGCGGACGUGUCUAAUAUGGUUCGCGCACAUGAGCUACGAAGUCUGCGUCGUAGAAUUUGCGCCGGUCCUGCCAAAGGACAAGCAAGACAUGGGAGAACAGGAACAAACUAAAGAAAGAAUCAGACAGGGAUACAAAGUUCUUUUCGAUCGGAAUCACACGCAGCACGGUGUUGUGCUACCUGAGAAAGAAGGCCACGGCUACUCGCGCUGGAGAUUUGUCGGCUACCAUAUCCUCAAGGGGUUCGUUUACUACGGCCUCCAAAGGUUGUUCGACCUCUACGAAACACGCUACUCCCCUCUUGUCCUGCCGCCUAGCGUAUACAUGACACCAGGGCUCUUGGAAUUCUUCCAGCAACUGCCAACAUCUAUGGACUACCAAGAGAUAACCUGGCGGUUAGAGUUCACGUUCGACUGGUGCAUCUUGUCCUUAUGGAUGUAUGAAAGCUAUCACAGUGUGUUCACCGUUCUCUACGUCGGUUCGGGGCUAGACGGCCCAGAAGAGUGGUCUACAGCUCUCUUUGGCCCAUUUAGUAACGCGUGGUCGGUGAGAAGGUACUGGUCGAAGCAUUGGCACAAUUAUGUCUAUCACUCAUUCUCAGGCCACAUCAAAUGUGUGACGAGAGGCUGGCUGUGUAUGAAGCGCGGUGCAGUCACGCGAAUGGUCGAGAAUACGCUUGUCUUCUUCGUAUCCGGCCUUAUGCACUCACUCGUUCGGUGGCAACAGAACCCUUCUGGCGAUUGUUGGGCUAUCACAUGCUACUAUGUUGCGCAGAUUCUACCUAUGAUAUUCGAGUGGUGUGUGGCGACUCAGUGGAGCAAGGUGCGGAAGUUUUUAGGCUUCAGGUCAGACUCAAGGUGGCUGCGUAGCGCGGAGUAUGCUAUUGGGUAUUUGUGGGUCAUCGCCUGGUUUCUUUUCAGUGUGCCAAAGUACUACCAAACGAGGAUGGCGUGGUCAAAUGUGAAGAGACUUAAGACUUUCAUAGCGGAGUUAGAGGCUGCUCGAGCUCUCAAUGAGACGAGCACAGAACGGUAG